Molecule: messenger RNA, 2267 nt
Organism: Trematomus bernacchii (emerald rockcod)
Lineage: Eukaryota; Metazoa; Chordata; Actinopteri; Perciformes; Nototheniidae
Exons: 11
Coding region: 135-2186 (683 amino acids)
Molecular function (GO): calcium ion binding
Source: RefSeq, a predicted model, not a curated record
GGACGGAUCAGCUGUUCACAUGCGGGGAAACAAUCAGCUUCCUGAUGAAUUUCAGCUGCUCACACAGGAAGGCAAACAGCAGUUGAACUGAAACUGUGAAGCACUAAGACUAGUUUAACAGACAAAGUAAUAAAAUGCCUGAAAAGAACAGUAUUAGCUUUAAAAGAGUGCUGCUCAUAUUUCUGCUGAUAUUUGGGGUGUUUUGGAAGCAGUGUGACUCCCAGGUGAUGAGAGAAGAAGCCAACAAGCCUCCAGGUGACACUCGACCAAAAGAAGGUCGUGGAGGAGACGGCGGCGCCUUCUUCGCCCUGCGGAGCUGCCACCAGCUGCUGCAGGGCGACUCCGGGUACUUCUACUCCCCGGACUACAUGUGCUCCAACCCCCCCCUGUGGUGCAACUGGACCAUCCAGGUGGCCCCUGCCAAGAGGAUCGAGCUGCACCUGGAGGACCUGACCCCCGACGACGCCUGCCACCUCAAAGACGACCAGGUGCACGUGGACGAGCCCGCGGGACAUUUUGGGGGCACCAACGUCCUGCAGAAGUGCUGGAAAGAGGCCAAAUACACGUCCUCCUCCAACACUCUGUACGUGGUGCUGCUGAUCGGGGGUUGGCCCAACCCGCCCUACAGGGGCUUCUACGGACGAUACCAGGCCUUCGGACCCCCCGUGGUUUACAACCCUCAGGAGGGACUACCAGAAACAAACAUGGGGUCACAAACUCUUCCUUCUGAACUCUUGGAGUUAAAUGAAUUUCUAGAUCCAAGUCCUGAACUCAUGUAUGACUAUAACAAUCAGCCUUCAGAGAUGACGGCCGAGAAUGAGGAUGGUGCGGACACUGAGGUGGCUGAAAAUCACCGUCCAUCGUUGGAGAGCGACAGCCAAGCCGCUCCCACAGUGGAAUCAUCCACUCAGGUAACGUCUCGAUGGGGCAGAGAAGCCUCUCAAACCCCUUCAGACCCGUCAGAUUCAUCCGUCCCUCCACAGCAGGAGGGGGAGGGUCAGAACCAGGUGGAGGAGGGUCAGAACCAGGUGGAGGAGGGUCAGAACCAGGUGGAGGAGGGUCAGAACCAGGUGGAGGAGGGUCAGAACCAGGUGGAGGAGGGUCAGAAGCAGGUGGAGGAGGGUCAGAACCAGCAGCUCAAACCCACUGAAGUCAUCCCGACAGCUGCUGUGGAGGAAGCUUCGGCACAUCCAGAGGAAGCUACUGCUGCAGAGAAGGAGAAGUCUGCAGACAAUAAGAGCAGGAAGGAGGUCAUCGAGGCCUCGGAUCAACUUCCUGUCUCCUCUGAGGAACCAGAACCAGAGGAGACUCAUCCUCAUCCCAACAUGGUGGAGCCGCUGUCAGACCAGAGAGCGCACCCCCGCAUCAGAAAUCACUCUGACAUUUCACAUCUUCCUGGCGAUUACCUUUUUGAAGUGGCUGUGGAAGUGAACUUCAGUCCAAAUGUGGAGGAGAGCUGGGACAACCUGGCCAUGUCCCUGCUGUUCUCUGUGGAGGCUUUGAUCAGUAAGCAGCUGGAGACUCUGCAUACGCCGCUGUCCAUGUCGUCUGAAAGACUUAAAAGGCUGAGUGCUGGAGCGCUGUUCAUCGUGUGGCUGCAGCUGGAUCAGGGUCCUGGAGGUCUGCAGGUCCACAGGACGCUGCACUCCGCCCUGCAGGGACUCAUCUCAACACACGUGGGCGUCAGAGGAAACGGCAGGAAGGCUGUCAUCCUCUCCGUGUCCACUGCAGAUGUGGACGAGUGUGUGUCGCAGCUGGUGCGCUGUGACCUUAACGCAGUCUGUGAGAACCGGUUCGGAUCGUACUCGUGUCGCUGCAGGUCAGGCUUCCAGGACGAGUCCCGCCUCGGGUCGGCAGGAACUGUGUGUGUGAAUCAGAACGCUGCAGGCUGCAGCUCGUCCUCAGAGUCUCGAGGCGUCUACGUUCUCUUCUUCCUGCUGAGCUCGGUGCUGCUGCUGCUGCUGGGGGCCGGCGGGCUGCUGUACCUCCGCCACCACAGGGGGGCCUUCCUGCUGCGGGGCCACGCCGACCACAACAACAACAACAACACCAACAACACCACCACCCACUACUAUCAUGCUGACUCUGAGCUGCCCCCCCCACCCCCUCCUGCCCGGGGCUUCAGGGACGUCCCGCUGCAGCGCUUCAGCUCCCUGCUGCCGGGGGGGCAGGGAGGGAAGAUGUGAGCAACAGAGUAUCUUUAAAAACAUUUAGUUUAUUUUGUUUGAUUUCAGUUUCAUCUGAUGCUGUUCACUGUCUGAAUUAAA